ACUUUUAAGUGGAGGAAAUCAAGAAGGAAACUAGCUAGUACUUUGUUUUUGUUAUAUACACUGACUGAUUUUGGGAUUUGUUAUGGAGUCCCCAUAUGUCCAUGAUGAUCAACUUGAACAAGAGUUUGUUGCAUAUUCCUCUCCGGUGGCUCGAUCAUGUCAUGAAUGGAUUCCAACUAUGAGCCAGAAUGAAAGUUAUGGAAGCAAUUGUAAUCCUUUAAUCCGCAGUCCUGUGAAUCAAGAUAGCUUUCUUCACCAAUCUGUUGAUUGUCAAUGGCAUACUGGUUUCCCUUUGGAUCAUAAUUGCCCUAUGUCAACUGAACUGCAGCUUUCAUCAGCAGCCUUGUUUCCUAACCCACCUAUUUCAACUAGCAGACAUCAUCACUUUAACCAUACUUUUCCUAGUACAAACAUUCCAUCCUCAAAUUUUUGUUCUACAUUGUUUCCAAGUUCUUUGGGGUUGAACUUAAAAGCUUCUAAUCUUUUGUCUUCCACUUACAAUGGGGAGAACACUAGUACAAAGAAAUCUUCAAAUGGAGUAACAAACACAAAGAGGCCUGGUAGCAUUUCUGGGUCAAAGGAGUCUCAUGCAGACAUCAAGAAGUGUCGAUCAUCCAUGGCAAGAUCUCCAUCCCCAACAUUGAAGGUUAGAAAGGAGAAACUAGGAGACAGGAUUGCAGCUCUUCAGAAGCUAGUGGCACCUUUUGGCAAGACUGAUACGGCCUCUGUGCUAACUGAAGCCAUAGGGUAUAUUCAAUUCCUCCAUGACCAAGUCGAGACAUUGACCGUGCCAUAUAUGAAUUCAUCACACAAGAAGCCUAGUACAAGAAUGCAAGUGGCCUCACGGGAAGGAGAAGGAGAAGGAAAAGAACUCAAGCCAGAUCUUAGAAGUAGAGGACUGUGCCUUGUCCCCCAGCCAUGUGCUUCAUAUUUCAUUCAUAGUUACAGUAGCAGCAACAUCUAGAAAAAAAACACCCAAAAAUUCCAGAAACUUGAAGGUUGAGGAUGGAAGCAUGAGUUUGCGAUUAUGAAACUGACUCUGUGAACUCCAGAUGAAGGCAGGCUCAAGAUUUUGUACUUUGGCCUUCUUAUAGAAACUUGGAGCUCUGGAUGCUCAUUUUUCAGUUAUUUUUCAGCUGCAGCUUUUAUAGAACUGCUAAGAAGCUUCAUAAAUGUUUAGUGGAUCU
This is a messenger RNA of Rubroshorea leprosula, 1187 nucleotides long. Lineage: Eukaryota; Viridiplantae; Streptophyta; Magnoliopsida; Malvales; Dipterocarpaceae. The record is from the annotation of a GenBank genome assembly.